Messenger RNA from Rhineura floridana, 3558 nucleotides. RefSeq names its product ADAM metallopeptidase with thrombospondin type 1 motif 18 (gene ADAMTS18). Gene Ontology annotation, molecular function: metalloendopeptidase activity. The record is from RefSeq and is a predicted model, not a curated record. The coding region runs from base 1 to 3558 and encodes 1185 amino acids. Gene Ontology annotation, biological process: extracellular matrix organization; proteolysis. The transcript has 22 exons. Gene Ontology annotation, cellular component: extracellular matrix. Lineage: Eukaryota; Metazoa; Chordata; Lepidosauria; Squamata; Rhineuridae.
AUGGGGCACCUUGCCCAAGUUCCAAAGCCUGGGUCCGGUACUGUGUGGGCAGAUUACAUCUUUGUCACCCCCGUUGAAGUGGACUCCAGUGGAGCGUACAUCACGCACAAUGUUUUGCGCAGCAGCGCUAGGAGGAAACGAUCGACUCCGAGCUCCAAGAGUUCCUUGCACUAUAAAUUUUCAGCAUUUGGACAAGAACUGCUCUUGGACCUCCGGCCUUCGGCCUUUUUUGACCACAGUUUCACUGUCCAGGUGCUUGGGAAAGAUGGCAUCAUGGCUUCUCAGGAACUUGAAGUUGAACAGUGUUUCUAUCAGGGAUUUAUAAGGAAUUAUAGCUCUUCUUCGGUAGCCAUAUCUACAUGUGUAGGCUUGUCAGGUUUGAUAAGGACACAGGAGAAUGACUUCCUUAUAUCUCCAUUACCUCAACACCUAGCACAGGAACACCACUACACGCCACCCGUUGGACACCACCCUCACGUAUUGUACAAACGAACUGCUGAAGAGAAAGUGCACCGGUACAAAGUAGAUUCCAAUCCCCAUCACUUCCCCCCCGGCCAUCACAGAAAUCACACUGCCCACAAGUAUCACGUCCAAGCCCAUGGUUACCACCACGGAAGGUUUCAAAAGCAGCAUUUUUGUGGACGUCGCAAGAAAUACACACCGAAGCCACCCACAGAGGACACAUUCAUCCUGUCUGAUGAAUAUGGGAGCUCGGCAAGGUUGAAAAGAUCUCCCAUUAAAAGUCAGAAUACUGGAAGUUUGAAUGUUGAAACUCUAGUUGUGGCAGACAGGAAAAUGCUAGAGAAACACAGCAAGGAGAAUGUGACGACGUACAUCUUAACAGUAAUGAACAUGGUAUCAAGUCUUUUCAAAGAUGGCACAAUUGGAAGCGACAUCAAUAUUGUAGUCGUGAGCCUUCUUCUUUUGGAACAGGAACCCGGUGGACUGAUGAUCAACCAUCAUGCAGACCAGUCAUUAAACAGCUUUUGCCAAUGGCAAUCAGAUCUUGUUGGGAAGAAUGGGAAGCGUCAUGAUCAUGCCAUCUUGCUUACCGGAUUUGAUAUAUGUUCUUGGAAGAACGAACCAUGUGACACUUUAGGUUUUGCUCCAAUCAGUGGAAUGUGCAGCAAAUACCGCAGUUGUACCAUCAAUGAGGAUACGGGCCUUGGUUUGGCUUUUACUAUUGCCCAUGAAUCUGGACACAACUUUGGCAUGAUUCAUGAUGGAGAAGGGAAUCCGUGCAGAAAAGCCGAAGGUAACAUUAUGUCUCCCACACUCACGGGAAACAAUGGAGUAUUUUCGUGGUCAGUGUGCAGCCAGCAGUAUCUCAACAAAUUUCUCAGUACUGCUCAAGCAGCUUGCCUGAUAGAUGAACCCAAGCAAGCUGGACAAUACAAAUACCCCGAUAAGCUCCCAGGGCAGAUCUACGAUGCCGACACCCAGUGCAAAUGGCAAUUUGGAGCAAAAGCAAAACUCUGCAACCUCACUUUUGUGAAGGAUAUAUGUAAAUCGCUGUGGUGCCAUAAAGUGGGCCAUCGGUGUGAGACAAAGUUUAUGCCAGCUGCGGAAGGGACACCCUGUGGGAUCAGCAUGUGGUGCCGAAGAGGCCAAUGUGUACAAUAUGGAGACCAUGGUCCCAAGUCUAUUAAUGGCCAGUGGUCCAUAUGGUCUGAGUGGUCUGGCUGUUCUCGGACCUGUGGGGGUGGAGUCACAUACCAAGACAGACACUGCAAUAAUCCAAAGCCUCAGUAUGGUGGCAAGUUCUGUCAGGGCUCAAGUCGCAUUUAUCAACUUUGUAAUGUUCAGCCAUGUGCACCUAGCAGCCCUGACUUCCGUGCACAGCAGUGCGCUGAAUAUAACAGCAAACCGUUCCGUGGAUGGUACUAUAAGUGGAAACCGUACACAAAAGUGAAAGAGGAAGAUCACUGCAAACUGUACUGCACGGCGGAAGACUUUGACUUUUUCUUUGCAAUGUCCAACCGAGUGAAAGAUGGAACCCCCUGCUCCUUGUAUGGAGACGAUGUGUGCAUUGAUGGGAUUUGCGAACAAGUUGGGUGCGAUCGUCGGCUUGGAUCCAAAGCAGUUUUAGAUGCAUGUGGAGUUUGCAAAGGAGAUAAUUCAACAUGCAAGUUCUUCUCAGGCCAUUAUUUGACCCAGCAUAGAACUAAUGAUUAUUACCCUGUUGUCACGAUUCCAGCAGGAGCCUGCAGUAUUGAAAUUCAGGAACUGCAAAUGUCUAGCAGCUACCUUGCAGUGCGCAGCUUAAACAAGAAAUAUUACCUAACCAAGGACUGGACUAUUGAUUGGCCUGGGAAAUUCUAUUUUGCUGGGACAAUGUUUGAUUAUCAGCGCUCGUUUAACCACCCAGAGAGGCUUUCUGCAACUGGGCCCACUAACGAGACUCUCAUAUUUGAAAUCCUCUUACAAGGCAAAAAUCCUGGCAUUGCCUGGCAAUACACCUUCUCUAAGAUGAUCAAUGAGAACAAGAUAUUUACAAAAAGGAACAGCUAUGCAUGGGUGACGGUGCAGUCAGAUUGUUCAACCACAUGUGGUGGGGGGCACUUGAUAGCGAAAGCUGUAUGUUUACAAGAUCACCGUAUCCGCGUCAAUGCCUCUUUCUGUGGCCCAAGAACAAAGCCCUUAACAGAGACAAAGAUAUGCAACGCAAAUCCUUGCCCAGCCUACUGGUCAACAGGGGAAUGGAGUGUUUGCAGCCAGUCUUGUGGUGGAGGGCAACAAAGUCGUCAGAUCCAGUGUGUCCAGAAAAAGGCUUUACAGAAGGAGGAAAUUGUGGCCCAUGCUCUCUGCCCAGUAACCACUCCAGCCCAAAUACAGGCAUGUAAUCACCAAGACUGUCCACCGGAAUGGACUCCUGGCCCAUGGUCUCAGUGUUCCAAAACUUGUGGAAGAGGCCUUGCAAAGCGUGAUGUUUUCUGCAAAAGUGUAGGACCCUCCACCUUGAAAAUCCUGCCGGAGAUUAUGUGCAAUGGUAAAACAAAGCCUGAAAUGCAACAGACUUGUGUAUUGGAACGGUGCCCAAAAAAUGAUCGGCUUCAGUGGGUGAUUUCGGCUUGGAGUGAGUGUUCUGCCACCUGUGGCCCAGGCAUGAAGCGGCGAGAAAUGCAGUGCAGUGAGAAAAAUAUCAGUGGAAAACUGAUCAUUUUCCCACAGCGUCGUUGCCGAAACCUUAAGAAGCCAGACAUCGAACUGGAAGAAGGCUGCAGCAGAGGAGCAUGUUCUCUGCACCAUUUGUACAACAGGGUGUCAGGAUGGCAUUCUUCACCUUGGCAGCAGUGCACGGUGACAUGUGGUGGAGGAGUGCAAACACGGACAGUCCAGUGUCUUCGUCAGGGUCAGUUGGCUGUGGGCUGCCUGCCUCAUCAGAAGCCUGCAGUGUCAAGAGCCUGCAAUACUAACUUCUGCCUUGCUCCUGAGAAGAAAGAUGAUCCUUCUUGCGUGGACUUCUUCACUUGGUGCCAUCUGGUUCCCCAGCACGGCGUCUGCAAUCACAAAUUUUAUGGCAAGCAAUGCUGCAAAUCAUGCACACAGAAGAAUUGA